CCCCUUUUUUCACUAAGGCAAGGUGUAUUCUUGCUCUUGGGAUUCAUUUUUUUUUAAAAGAAUCUUUCUUUUUAUGAACUUAAUCAUCAAACAUUUUAACAUAAUGAAGAACAAAAAAAGAAAUUUGCAUAUGAAACCAUGGAAUUCGAUUAUGUACAUUUCUCCUCUCUUCCCUCCCUUUCUCCCUUUUUCCUCCCCCCUCCCCUUCCUUCUCCCUCUCUUUCCUUCAUUCCUUCCUUUCCAAGGUGAGACUCCAAGGUUAUUGGAGAGAAGUUCCCAGAGAAAAAAGCCUCGACAAUUGCACAACUGGGUAUAUAGCUGGAAUCUGACUGUCUGGAAUGCUCCGGGUGGCUAGCCCAUAGACAGGAGACUAAUGAGACCUGAUCCUUGGACUUUGGAUGGAGCAGGAACUGGGACAAGGGCUGAUUAGUGAUUCUGCCAGCCAGGGCCAGGGCUGAGUGUGCCCUGCUCUCUUCCAAGUUGCAAGUGUCUCAGAUAUUCUUCCCACAGGUAUCAUGUGGAUGUUUAUUCUCUCGAAGAAGCCCUUCUUUGAUGUUAAUAUCCAUUUGUUUCCAAGACUAGCAAGAGCUCGCAGCUAUACCCUGAUGUCUCAAUGGCAGAACAAGACCUCAGUCCAGAAGAAUUCCCAGGUGCUCUGUGCCACACAGUUUAGGAGAAUGGCUGACCUCCCAGAAGAUGAUGCUGUGCCUACUUCUGGUUCAAAGAGUAGAAAAUCCAAGGAUAAAUGGUCCUUUCCUGUAUUAGAUGGACGCAUUCAUCGGGGACACAAUGAUACAACUGAAGCAAACUUGAGAAACAGUGAAGCUUGUAUUCAGAGAUAUUUAGAGUUACUUGGAAAAGUCUGCCAAAGAAAAGAAAAGGACAUCCUAAGACACACUCGAGACAACCACAAGCUAUUGGCCCGUGACCGUCUCAGGCUGGUUCUAGAUGAUGACAGCUUCUUUGAGCUUUCCCCACUGGCUGGCUAUGAUUUACCCUAUGGCACAAUCUCAAAUGCUGGCUGUCUCACUGGAAUUGGGAAAAUAUGUGGACUUUGGUGCAUGUUAAUUGCCAAUGAUGCAACAGUGAAGGGAGGAACUCUGUAUCCUAUCACAGUGAAGAAACAUCUUCGAGCUCAAAACAUCGCAAUUUUGAACCGUUUGCCAACAGUGUAUUUGAUGGACAGUGGAGGAGCAUUUCUGCCCCUACAGGCAGAAAUUUUCCCAGAUCAUUGCCAUGGUGGAAGAAUUUUCUAUAAUGUAGCUCUCAUGUCCUCUAUGAAGAUUCCUCAGGUGGCAGUGGUGUGCGGUUCUUGCAUCGCCGGAGCUGCCUAUGUUCCUAGUAUUGCAGAUGAAACUAUCAUCAUAGACAAGAUUGGCUCCAUGUUUCUUGCUGGGCCUCCCCUGGUAAAAGCUGCUACAGGAGAAGAUAUUUCUGUUGAAGAGCUAGGUGGAGCCACUCUGCAUUCUCGAGUCAGUGGCGGUAUUGAUUAUAUCACAUCUACAGAGGAAGAAGCCUAUGAACAGGUUCGGAGUAUUGUGAUGACCUUCAAUUGUGGAAAGCAUGUCAAAGAGUCUGUGGAGUAUGAUGAUCCCUUAUACAGCCCAGAGGAGCUGAAAGCUUUGGCCCCACAGAACCAUGAAUGUAGCCUAGAUGUGAAACUGAUUAUGAGUCGUUUGAUUGAUGGGAGUCGAUUCCAGGAAUUCAAAGCUGAAUAUGGAACCACUCUUGUAACAGGUUUUGCUCAUGUAAAAGGGCAUCUCAUUGGCCUGGUGGCGAACAAUGGGGAGCUCACCCAUCAGGCCUCCCUCAAGGGCAGCAACUUCGUAACUCUGUGCAGUCACCGGAACAUCCCCAUCUUGUUUCUUCUGAAUAGUGUCCCACGAACAUCUCCGUGCACAAGACUUGCACAGGCAGAGGAUCUAGGCAGAAGAGUCAAGGCCCAGGCCUGUAUGAUGGCCACCAUCGCUUGUGCAGAAGUCCCCAAGAUAACUCUGGUCAUUGGCGGCUAUUUUGGAAACGACAGCUAUGCUAUGUGUGGAAGAUCGUUCGACCCUAAUUUCUUGUUCCUGUGGCCCAAUGCAAGAGUUGCUCUUGUUGAUUGCAGAUCUCCAUUUGCCGACUUUCUAGAAGGAGAUGAAAACUUCUCCACAGACAAAUCUACAUUAAAGAAUCUGGAGAAAAAAUUGGAGAAUGAAAGCACAGCAUUUUAUUCCUCGGCAAGACUGUGGGAUGAUGGAGUCAUACUGCCCCAGAAUUCCAGAGAGGUGAUUGCAAAGUGCUUAGAGAUCAUCAAACAGAAGGACCACCAGACUCUCCCUUUUCAGCAGCAGCCCAUUCUCCGAAUAUAAUUAAAAAUAAUUGUUACAUGUAUGAAA
Antechinus flavipes (yellow-footed antechinus) is the source of this 2378-nucleotide messenger RNA. RefSeq names its product biotin-dependent 3-methylcrotonyl-coenzyme A carboxylase beta1 subunit-like. Gene Ontology annotation, molecular function: methylcrotonoyl-CoA carboxylase activity. Gene Ontology annotation, biological process: L-leucine catabolic process. The coding region runs from base 516 to 2351 and encodes 611 amino acids. Gene Ontology annotation, cellular component: mitochondrion; methylcrotonoyl-CoA carboxylase complex. The record is from RefSeq and is a predicted model, not a curated record. NCBI's taxonomy places the organism in Eukaryota, Metazoa, Chordata, Mammalia, Dasyuromorphia, Dasyuridae. The transcript has 12 exons.